Messenger RNA from Penicillium argentinense, 303 nucleotides. RefSeq names its product CheY-like superfamily. Bases 1 to 303 code for a protein of 100 amino acids. NCBI's taxonomy places the organism in Eukaryota, Fungi, Ascomycota, Eurotiomycetes, Eurotiales, Aspergillaceae. The record is from RefSeq and is a predicted model, not a curated record. The transcript has a single exon. Gene Ontology annotation, biological process: phosphorelay signal transduction system.
AUGACCUCUGCGACUACAGGAGCUCCCGAGCGCUCCUCUAGCAACGAUACUCCUUUGACGGAGCAUUCAAGUUCGGCUUCAACCGAUCCCAACUUGAAACUUCACAUCCUCGUUGCGGAGGACGAUCCAAUCAAUAGCCAGGUAGUCGAGAAACGACUGGAAAAGCUUGGUCAGGCCGUGAAAUUGACCAGCAACGGCGAAGCAUGCUUCCAUGCUAUUGCAUCGCACGAGCAGCUCAUCAAUAUCAUUCUGAUGGACAUCCAGGUAUCUUUCGACUCCGAUAAAUUAUAUAUCAAUGACUAA